Messenger RNA from Penaeus vannamei (Pacific white shrimp), 2444 nucleotides. RefSeq names its product NKAP family protein CG6066. Gene Ontology annotation, cellular component: nucleus. The record is from RefSeq and is a predicted model, not a curated record. Lineage: Eukaryota; Metazoa; Arthropoda; Malacostraca; Decapoda; Penaeidae. Gene Ontology annotation, biological process: regulation of gene expression. Gene Ontology annotation, molecular function: chromatin binding.
AAGAUAGUAAUAUAUAUAUCCGUAGUGUGUCGCUGUGUGUGUUAUUAUGUGUUUACUCUGCUCGUCCUAACGCGAGUGAUUAUUUUUUUUUCGAUUUUUCCCCUAUUUAUGGCGGGUGUAUGUACGUGCAGGCAUAAUGGGUAGACACAGCAGCAGUGAAGAAGAAAACUCAAGCCCAGACAGACGAGAAAAGAGCAGUCACAAAUCUGACAAGAAGAGAAGAGGUUCACAUCAAGGACGAUACAGGAGCAGAUCACGCUCACACACAAGAAACCACCGGUCGAGGUCACAGGAUAAACACUCUAAGCCCAAAGCCUAUGCAAGGAAGAGCCGGUCCAGAUCACGUGAUCGAUGGCAGAGAUCAAGGUCAAGGUCACCCUCUAAGAAUGAAACAUCAAAAGCUUAUUACAAGAAUUUCAGGGCAGGGUCACGGGACAAGAAUCAGAGAUCAAGAUCAAGAGACAGGAAACAGAGAUCAAGGUCACGUGACAGGAGCCGAAGGUCUAGCUCAAGAGAUCGAGGAAGAAAAUCCAGGUCAAGAGAGAGGGAUAUAAGGUCAAGGGAGAUGGAUAGAAGUAAAAAAAUGGAACAAAGAUUAAGAAGGAUUGCUGAAAAAAGGGCCAAUUCUAGUUCUCGUUCUAGGUCAAGGUCUAGGUCAGGUUCAAUGUCUGAGACUAAACAGAGAAUUAGAGACAUUUAUAACAGAAAGGAAAGUUCCGCAGACAGAGAACUUCGGGACAGAGAAAGGGCAAGGACGCCAGAAAAACAUCAAUCAAAGUCUGGUCAAAACCACUCUGAUGAGAGACAGAGGUCAAGGUCACAUGAAAGGGAGAUACCUCGAAAAAACCAGCCAUCUCCACUUGAUUCACGGAGGAAUCGAGACAACUCCCCUCCUACACCUGAUGGAAGAUGGGGUCAUAAUAAAUUCUUUGAGCAACAGAGGGCUCUUGAUGCACCAUUCCAGAGGGAUAGAGAGAGGGGCGGAGGCAGUUCCAGAGAUAUGAGUGGCAUGAGAGAUAGUAGCAGAAAUGGUGGAUACAGGGACAGAGGUGGGGGAGGAUUUAGCCGUCAUAAUGGGUUAGGUGACCAGACUGAUGACUAUUUUGGACGACGUAGAGUAGAAAGAGAGCAGAUAUCAAUAGAAGGUAUUCCUGAAGUUUGGGCAGCAUCUCCAGUCAACCCUCCAGAUGAUUCAGACGAACUAAACACAGAUGAAGAAAAGAAGACAAAGGACAAGAACAGCAGUGACUCGGAAGAUGAAAGGAAGAGGAAGAAGAAGAAGAAGAAGGAAAAGAAGAAGAAGCGGAAGAAGGAGAAGAAGAAGAGGAAGAAAGAGAAGAAGAAGGCUGCCAAAAAGAAGGUCUCCUCCAGUUCCUCCUCCAGUUCUGACUCUGAAUCAGAUUCUGAGUUGACAUGGAUUGAGAAAAAGAAGGACAGCAAAGGGGAAAUGACAGAAGAAGUUGUUGUAGGUCCAGUGCCGAAGCCUCAAGUGACAUUGUCCAAGAAGGACUAUGGCAAGGCACUGUUACCAGGUGAAGGUGCAGCUAUGGCAGCAUAUGUAGCAGAAGGCAAACGUAUUCCCCGUCGUGGUGAAAUUGGAUUAACCUCAGAUGAGAUCAAGGAGUUUGAAGAGGUGGGCUAUGUUAUGAGUGGAAGCAGGCACCGUCGAAUGGAGGCUGUACGUCUGCGAAAGGAGAACCAGAUCUACUCAGCAGAUGAGAAGCGGGCCCUGGCUAUGUUCAGUAAGGAGGAGCGUCAGAAAAGGGAGAACAAGAUCCUGACGCAGUUCAGAGACAUAGUACACAACAGGCUCAAUAAGAAAUAAAAGCCUGUUUACUUGGGGGAUUAGUUUCAGCUUGUGUCGGCAAGGAGAGAGGAGGACUGCUGAGCUGCUCUCAGUUUUUCUGUACAAUUCUACUUGGGAUUUUUAUAGAGAAGAGAUGAAGAAUUAUUUUUUUGCAUAAAAACUUGAGAUUUAAGAUUUUGGCCUUUCGUAAUGCUUAGAAUUCUUAGAAAUGUAUAAUGGAGUAGAUUUAUUAUUUCAUAAAGGAUUACCAUUUUCAUUUUACUCUCUGAAAAUCUAGUUAUAAUCAGAAGUAAAGCAAGUUAAUGAGAAAGGUUCACUUCGAUGUGUAUAUAUUUAGGAUUCAUUUGUCUGUAGGAGUUGAUAUUGGCUUGCUGAUCAAAUUUUGUAUGAAAACCUGUAUACGUUCUCAUUUAACAAGUAUCAUUUUUAUUUAUUAGUUUCCAUAUUUAUAUUCUUAUAGAUGUCUUUUUCUUUUUUAAAUAUUCUUUUAUAAGAAAAUAAAGUAUGCUGAGACACCUAAUUUCAGCAAAAUGAAUCAUUGAUAUUCUGUUUUGAUCUUUUGACCCUUUAUUUUUAAAAGCAGAAGUUUAGUUUAUCUGAUAUUCUACUUGGACAAGGAAUUACAUUUCUUAAGAAA